Messenger RNA from Clonostachys rhizophaga, 3471 nucleotides. The record is from the annotation of a GenBank genome assembly. Lineage: Eukaryota; Fungi; Ascomycota; Sordariomycetes; Hypocreales; Bionectriaceae.
AUGGCUCCUCGCAAACGCGCCCUGCGGGAUGAAGCCGGGGAGUCCAGUGAGGCCGGAGCCUUGCGCACCUCUGAUGCUAGAAAACGAGUGCGCGUGUCCGACGUCGUAGACGAGAGCUCGCUACCCCCAGAAACCUCGGAUUCGGACGAUGAUGACAAUGUCGCACCCGCCCACCUGGCGCCGCCCCCUCAAAGCCAAUACGAGAUAAUGCGAGACGAUGGGUUCAAGCACCUGGACAAUAUCGAAGAAGACGACCACGAAGCUGCCAGAAAGCUGUCCCAGAGAAUGAGAAAGGUCGGGAACAAUGUCGCUGCCGAGAGUGGGAUUAUCGAGAGCAUUACAUGUUUCAAUUUCAUGUGCCACGACAGACUUCAUGUGGAGCUCGGCCCCCUUCUCAACUUCAUCGUUGGAGAGAACGGUAGUGGCAAGAGUGCAGUUCUCACAGCCCUGACACUCUGUCUCGGAGGCAAAGCAAGCGAUACAAAUCGUGGUGGGAGCUUGAGAUCGUUCGUGAAGGAAGGUCGUGACAAAGCCCGGCUGGUCGUCAAGAUCAAGAACUGCGGCAGUGACGCCUACCAACCAGACCUCUACGGCGACUCGAUCGUGGUUGAACGACACUUCUCGAGCACCGGUUCUAGCGGUUUCAAGAUCAAGAACUCGGCCGGCGGCAUUAUUUCUACCAAGAAGCAGGAAGUCGACGAGAUCUCCGAGUGGUAUACCCUGCAAAUUGGGAACCCAUUGAUUGUGCUAUCCCAGGAUAACGCCAGGCAGUUUCUCAACUCGUCAUCGCCAUCGCAGAAAUACAAGUUCUUCGUCGCCGGAGUUCAGCUGGAACAGCUCGAUAACGAUUACAAGAUGUCGCAGGACACGCUGGACAAGACCGAGAUCCUCCGCGACGAUUUAAACGAGCGAAUCGGUUCCGUCAAGAAGGAGAUGGAGAGUGCUAGGCGACUUGCUGAGACUGCCCAGAAGAAUAAUACCCUCCGCGACAAAGCCCGUCAUUACCGACGCCAGCUGGCAUGGAGUCAGGUCAUAGAGCAGGAAACAGAAUUAGAAAAGAGAGAAAAGGCCCUCGAGGAACACGACAAACGCAUUGCGGAACGUCAGGAGACUUGCGCGCAAAUGACAGAAGGCCUGGAAUCUCUGGACCAGAAGCUGCAGGAGCACCAGCAGUCGAGAGAGCAUCUCGACCAGGAGCGGGAGGGCUUCGAAGACAGAAUUGCAACCGCAGAGGCUGACUAUGCAAGCGCAAAGAAAGAUCUGACUGACCUGAACCGGGAGGAAAGAGAUGCGCACGCUCGUAUGAAAAAUGCGAAAUCCGAGCUCAAAACUAUCCAAGAAGAGAUUGACAAGGAGGAGAAACGACUUGCAGAAUCAACAGGUCCUGAAAGAGCACAAAAGGAUUCCGAAUUAGCCGACGCACUCUCCAAAGAAAGGGACUUGAUAAAGAAGCAAGAACAGUUGCUCGGCGGAAAGCCCGAGGAAGAAUCGAGACUUGAAAAGGCUCAAGCAGAAUACGAGACUGUUUCGAGAGCCAAAGAGUUGAAACGCAAAGAAAUCAUUCAAGCCCAGAAAAAUAUUCAAGAAGUCAAGCAAAGUACUGGUUCAGCUUUAGAUGGCUACGACAAUAAAACACGCGACCUCGUCAUGGCUAUAGAGGAAGACAACUCGUUCGAGCACAAGCCGAUCGGACCUAUGGGUGCCCAUAUAAGGCUACUCGACCCUGAAUGGUCUGGCAUCUUGGAGAGGACAUUUGGUGAAGCCUUGAACGCAUUCGUGGUCCGCAGCAAACAAGACCAGCAGAAGCUUUUGAAUCUCAUGAAACGGAUCCGGAUCCCAAAACCACCGCCAAUCUACAUUGCUUACAGUGGCCGGAUCGACACUUCGAGACAGGAGCCCGAUGAAAAGUACACUACCAUUUUGCGCCUCUUGGAGUUUGACAACGAACUGGUCAGAACUCAGAUGAUCAUCAGUUUUCAAAUCGAGAAGAUCAUCUUGAUCAAAAGCCGAGUUGAGGCCGAAAAAGUCAUGGUCGAUGCUGAUGUCCCACUACGAAAUGUCAAUGCCUGCAUGUGUUUUCAUGAUGGUCAGGGGAAGCGCGGUUUUGGUCUCAGGCUUACCAACCGUAAUGGCAAUACUAGCACAAGCCCAGUACCACCUGCGACAGAUCGCAAGAGGAUGCGGACUGAUGCCGGUAACCAUAUUCUGGUGCUCCAGGAACACAUGAAACAACUGGGAACUGAAAUGCGAGAGCUCGAAAGGCAACUUAAGGCCGCGUCCAACGAACUCCAGGAAUCCAGAAGAGUUGAGCAAGGAAGCAGAGGCCAGCUGAAAAAACUGGAAAUCGAAAUCCGCAAGGUGCAGGCUGAGGUCCAGAGAGUCCAGAUCGACCUGGACGCCUUUGAAGGUGUUGACGGCCGUCUUGUACAGUUGCGAGAGGAUUUGACAACCAAAGAAAAUGAAAUCGAGGGCCUUGGCAACCAGUACGGGUCUAUCAAGGUGGCGCAGUCGGAUAUGCAGGAGAAGGCCAAGAAGGCCAAGGAGAAACUGACGGAGGAGCAGGGAAUACGGGACGAGUACCAGGGCAAAGUUGACAAAGCUGAGAAGAAGCUCAAGAGCUUUCAAGACCUGCGACGCAUUGCGCUGGGAAAGAAGAAUCAGGCAUUUGAGAGUCUCGAAAUCGACCAGGCUGAGCGGCCACGUGUGGCGGACAGAAUCGAGCAGCAGCGGGAGAUGGUCAGGAACUUCACGCAGUCGGCAGAACAGGUUUCUCCAACCCGUGUGCUGAUCCCGGAAGGUGAGACCUUCCAGAGCAUGGAACGCAAGUACGUAAAGCUGCGAGAGCAACUGGAUCAGCGGGCAAAACGUCUCGGGGCUACGGAUGAACAAAUCUAUGAGCGGUCGGCCGCAGCCACGAAGAAGUACGAGGACGCAACAAGGGAGAUCAGGGAGGUGGACGAGACGAUAUCGACUCUGAAGCAUUCAAUCCGGGAACGUUUGAAUCUAUGGCGCCAGUUCCAGCGCCAAAUCAGUGCUCGAGUCCGAAUCCAGUUCACCUAUCUCCUCAGCGAGCGUGGCUACCGUGGGAAAAUAGAACUCAACCAUAAAUCGAAGAAGGUGUCGGUCAGUGUCGAGCCAGACGAGACGAAGAAGGUCGCAUCUGCCCGGAGCACCAAGACCCUAUCUGGAGGUGAGAAGUCUUUCUCAUCCAUCUGCAUGCUGCUCUCCAUCUGGGAAGCGAUUGGGUCGCCCAUUCGAUGCCUGGACGAGUUCGACGUCUUCAUGGACAAUGUGAACCGUAGCAUCAGUACCAACAUGCUGGUGGAUGUUGCUCGCCGUGCGGUAUCAAGGCAGUAUAUUCUCAUUACCCCCAAUGCGAUCGAGGGUCGUGCAAGCUUGGCUGCCGAUGUCAAGAUUAUCAGACUUACGGAUCCUCGGCAACGGACUCUUCCUGAUAUGAUGGCAGAAUAA